AUGCUGCUGACUAUCAUCACUGCUUCUGCUCUGUUCCUCAGCUCCAUGGCUCACAACAAAUGUGCCAGCCUAGUGGAGACCAACACUGUUGCACAGCUCAUCCAAAAGCUGGAGGCCACGAACUGCUUCUGUCUUCCCAUCUCAUCUGAGAACUGUACAACACCAUGCUUCCAGGAGGGGCUGGCUCAGUUAACCAACAUCACAAUGGGAAAGGAUUUCAACCUGAAUUUCCAGCAGGUGAAAAAAAGAGUUGAAUUUCUACAGAAGAAUAACUGUCCGGUCUCAGCCCCACUACUGCCCACCCUUCUCUUCACCAACAUCCUCACUCCCUGCUGGUUUCCGGUGCAGUGGCUUCCAGGACUGCUGGGUCUGUUUUUUUCCUGUGACCACCGGUGCAGUCAAACCACAACAGUCAACACCCUGACAUUUCUGAAGCAUCUCUUGGAAACUUUCCAGAAACAAAACAUGAGAAACAAAGUGUGA
Elephantulus edwardii (Cape elephant shrew) is the source of this 483-nucleotide messenger RNA. RefSeq names its product interleukin 9 (gene IL9). The coding region runs from base 1 to 483 and encodes 160 amino acids. NCBI's taxonomy places the organism in Eukaryota, Metazoa, Chordata, Mammalia, Macroscelidea, Macroscelididae. Gene Ontology annotation, cellular component: extracellular region. The record is from RefSeq and is a predicted model, not a curated record. Gene Ontology annotation, molecular function: growth factor activity; cytokine receptor binding. Gene Ontology annotation, biological process: immune response. The transcript has 5 exons.